Orycteropus afer afer is the source of this 588-nucleotide messenger RNA. It is a transcript of the gene NMRK2, whose product is annotated as nicotinamide riboside kinase 2. The transcript has 7 exons. The record is from RefSeq and is a predicted model, not a curated record. The coding region runs from base 1 to 588 and encodes 195 amino acids. Gene Ontology annotation, cellular component: cytoplasm. NCBI's taxonomy places the organism in Eukaryota, Metazoa, Chordata, Mammalia, Tubulidentata, Orycteropodidae.
AUGAAGGUCAUCAUCGGUGUCGGAGGCAUGACCAACGGCGGCAAGACCACACUGACCAACAGCCUCCUCAAGUCGCUGCCCAACUGCUGUGUGAUCCACCAGGAUGACUUCUUCAAGCCCCAAGACCAAAUAGCGGUUGGGGAGGACGGCUUCAAACAGUGGGACGUGCUGGAGUCGCUGGACAUGGAGGCCAUGCUGAGCACGGUGCAAGCCUGGGCUAGGAACCCCCGCAAGUUCGCCCACGCCCACGGGGUCAGUGUGCACCCCGACGCCUCAGACACCCACAUCCUCAUCCUGGAAGGCUUCCUGCUCUACAGCUACAAGCCCCUGGUGGACUUGUACAGCCGCAAGUACUUCCUGACAGUCCCAUAUGAGGAGUGCAAGAGGAGGAGGAGCACCCGCAACUACGUGGUCCCAGACCCUCCAGGCCUCUUUGAUGGCCACGUGUGGCCCAUGUACCAGAAGUACAAACGCGAGAUGGAGGCUAAUGGCGUGGAAGUGGUGCACCUGGACGGCACGAGGUCUCGGGAGGAGCUGUUCCAUCAAGUCCUGGAAGACAUUCAGAAUUCACUCCUAAACCACUCCUAG